CACACUGUCCUCCGCUGCUAUCCCGUCUCAAACCCGGCCCCCGGAGGAGAGGAUACGCCAGCAGCAGCAGCAGCACCGCAGCACCAUCACUGCUGCCUCUUCACGGUAACAUGGUUUGCAGGGCUCGGCUGCUGUAGCCAAGGGCCACUUAUUCAGUCACUCAGUCACUCAGUGUGUGUGUGUGUGUGUGUGUGUGUGUGAGUGGGUCUGUGUGAGUGUGCAAUAAGAAUCAGUAGCAGCAGUAGUAAGUAAGCGGACGGAGAUCUCGGUCAACACUAUUCACCUGGAGCACCAGGAGGAAGGAGCCGAGCAUCUCCUGCAUCUCUACCCGGCUGUCCCGCACACCGGCCCCGCUGAUCCGGAGCCUCUCCUCCACAGACACUGCCUCGGCUUCAUCGGGUGUGAAAAGCGGCCUGGCUAGUGCUGUAGUCACCGUUGUUGUCAAGGAAACCAAGAGUCCUGUCCCGUUGCCAUGGGGAAACAGAACAGCAAGCUGCGGCCAGAGAUGCUGCAGGACCUCCGGGAGAACACUGAGUUCUCCGACCAUGAGCUGCAGGAGUGGUACAAGGGUUUCUUGAAGGAUUGCCCCAGUGGAACCUUGAAUGUGGAGGAGUUCAAGAAAAUCUACGCCAAUUUCUUCCCCUACGGUGACGCCUCCAAGUUCGCUGAGCACGUCUUCCGAACUUUUGACACCAACGGUGACGGGACGAUAGACUUCCGGGAGUUCAUCAUCGCCCUGAGCGUGACGUCACGGGGCAAGCUGGAGCAGAAGCUGAAAUGGGCUUUCAGCAUGUAUGAUCUGGACGGAAAUGGUUACAUCAGCCGCGAUGAGAUGCUGGAGAUUGUACAGGCCAUCUACAAGAUGGUGUCAUCUGUGAUGAAGAUGCCAGAGGAUGAAUCCACGCCGGAGAAGAGGACGGAUAAGAUCUUCAGACAAAUGGACCUCAAUAAUGAUGGCAAAUUGUCCUUGGAGGAGUUUAUCAAAGGUGCCAAAAGCGACCCCUCCAUUGUCCGGCUACUCCAGUGCGACCCCAGCUCGGCCUCCCAGUUCUAAACCCCCCACCCAGCCCUGCUACAACCCUUUCUUCCUCACCCUCUCUGUUGCUAUUGAAACAGUCACUCAAAUCAAUGCAUGAUGGUUCUAAUCUCUCAUAUCAUCUUUUUUUUUGUUAUUGUUAUGUGCAAGGAUGGAGGAGGAAUUUUAAGGAGGCUAAGAAAAGUCAUCUUUAUCAUUUUACUUUCAUUUUUAUAUUUGGGAAAAACGAAGGGACAUGCAUACAUAAAAUGAGAAGUCGACAGUGGCGUCCGCUAAUGUUCCCGAGUAUCUCUCUCUCUCUCUCUGGAACAUCAGGUUUCCAGGGAGCUGGUGACAAGGUGUGGAUGCUUUUUGCAGGGUGGGGAUGGCUCAGUUUGUCCUCCAACACACAUGUAUAUCAUGUAUAUACUGUACGUCUAUGUAUAUCAUGAGAUGAAGUACAUUUGUCUUCAUGUAUGGUGCACACUUUCUGGCAUUGAAAGGCAGUAUUAUGUAGCGUAGCUUCCUGGUCUGAUCUGAAU
Molecule: messenger RNA, 1557 nt
Organism: Morone saxatilis (striped sea-bass)
Lineage: Eukaryota; Metazoa; Chordata; Actinopteri; Moronidae
Product: hippocalcin-like protein 1
Exons: 5
Coding region: 473-1054 (193 amino acids)
Molecular function (GO): calcium ion binding
Source: RefSeq, a predicted model, not a curated record